Molecule: messenger RNA, 1731 nt
Organism: Microthlaspi erraticum
Lineage: Eukaryota; Viridiplantae; Streptophyta; Magnoliopsida; Brassicales; Brassicaceae
Source: the annotation of a GenBank genome assembly
AUGGGAAGGUCAAAGGUGAUACUUGAUGCAGGAAAGUAUGGAUAUUGGAAAUCCAGGAUGAGAUUGAACAUCCGAAGUAUUGAUGAUAUCACAUACUACAAGUGUAAAGGCCUCGGACACACGCACCAGGAAUGUGAAAGCGACGAGAGGCAAGGAAAAUUGAUGAUUAGUGUUGCUGAUGAAGAGUCUAAAGAAGAUACAUAUGAAGAUGAAGAAAUCAGUAACUUUGUAGCCUUUGCCGGAAUUUCGGAAUUUGUGGAAGAAAGAAAAGCAUCUGAAUCAGAUACCGAUGACUCGUCCAGUGAUGAAGAAGAUGAGAUUGAUAUCUAUAAAAGCUUCACAGAAGUUCGUGAUGCUUUGGUUGAAACCAGGAAAGAGAAUCUCGAACUGAAAAAGGAGAAUGUUCGUCUUGAAGAAAAGGUUGGAGAACUUCAGAAGGCACUUCAAGCGGAAAAAGAUCUCAACAUGGAUAAUCUCAAUAUCAUGUUGGAAAAGAUGGAAACGGUUAAACGAGCAGAUGACAUCACAAAAGAGUACUUUUUGGAGAAGGAGAACUCCAGGAGUCUACAAGCUGAGUUAGAUCAACAUCGAAAGCAACUGAAGAUGUUGACUGGAACUAAGGAGUUCGACAAGAUCCUAACUCUGGGUCGUGUUGGGAAGUCAAAUCUUGGUCUGGGAUACUCAACAGGAAGUGGAUCAACCGGCAAGACAGUCACUUUCGUGUCUGGAGGAAUAGCUCAAGAUGUUGUUCAAGCAGAGACUAGAUCAUCCGCACAGAAACCUGAUCCCAUCCUAAGGAGUGGAAAUCGAGGAAAGACCACCAUGGGAUUAGGAUAUGAGGCUAAGAAAGUCAGUAAUGCUAGAGCAUCACAUCGCCACAAAAGACAUCAAGGGAAACAGUGCUAUUUUUGUGGAGUUGUGGGUCAUAUCAAGGCGUUCUGCAACAAGUUUUGUGCUAGAGUUGAUCACGCCUGGAGACAAGGACGCUACUACUGGAAUCAUGGACUGAACCAAGUCUUCAUCAGGAAAACUGAUCUUUACCAAAAUCCUGCUCGACGUACAGCACCAAGUGGUACAAGACAGCGAUUCUGCUCCAAUAUGGCAUUAUUUGAAGAAAGCAAUGAGGUGGACAACACAGGAACGUGGUACUUCGACAGCGGUUGUUCCAGACAUAUGACUGGCAUGAAAAAAAAUCUGCAGGACGUGAAGCAGUUAAAAGGAGGAAAGGUGACAUUUGGAUGUGGAACCAAAGGAACUAUACAAGGCAAAGGACGAACAUCUGAGGAGCAGCCACAACUUAUGAAUGUCUAUCUUGUCCAAGGUCUAAAGUCAAAUUUGAUCAGUGUCAGCCAACUAUGCGAUGAAGGUUUGAUAGUGUGGUUCAACAAGCUAGAAUGUAAAGCCAUUGAUGCUGACGGAAAGGCAGUUCUACGAGGAGUUCGUUCAGGCAACGACUGCUACAUGUGGGAUCAAUCUGCAAAAUGUCUAAGUGUGCGAGAUGAUGUUGAGUUGUGGCAUAAGCGAUUGGGUCACCUGAAUAUUCGCCAUCUUACCACUCUGGUGAAUAAGGAGAUCGUUCGUGGUGUUCCUAAGCUGAAGGGGUGUGAGAAAAUCGUGUGUGGUUUAUGCAAUCAAGGAAAACAAGUGAAGGUUCAGCACAAGAAGGUGUCGGAUGUACAAUCCAAAUCAGCUUUGGAUCUAGUACAUAUGGAUUUGAUGGGACCAAUGUAA